CUGAUUUCGGCGAUUCAGCGCGACAUGCGCGACAUUUUCGUCGACAAGUUGUCACGAAUUGAUACCGCUGAGCUCAAGUCUCAGUUGUUUAAGAAGCUUGGGCGCCGAAAAGCCGAGAGGUACUUUUAUAUCCUCAAGAGAUUACUGAACUUGAAACUCAGCAAGUUGGAGUUCGAGAAGCUGUGCUAUGGGAUUAUCGGAAAGGAAAAUCUUGCCCUUCAUAAUUUGUUCAUCAGAUCGAUCCUUAGCAAUGCGUGUCUUGCGCUUGCACCACCUAGCAGAGAGACAAUCACAGGAAAUUCACGGACUAGUAAGAUGUCGAGCUUCGGUGAAACCUUCCCAGCAUCCCCUCGGAGGGGAAGGUCUAUAAACAGCAAGGACCGUAGAUCAGCUGACCGAGCAAGACUCCUUGGGCCGUAUGGUAAAAUUCCUCCUGGACAUGUUCAAGAAGUCACAAAUUCUUGUGAUCUUCAGAGGCCACGGGAGCAACAAAGUGCUCCAGAGUUGAUAUCUAUUGGUAGCAAAGCUCUAGCAUCCGUCGAAGAUGGGGAAGAGGUUGAACAAUAUAGAUGUAGCCCAAGUGUUCAAAGUAGAAGUCCUUUAAGGCCUCCUCUUGGCAUUCCAGUGACACUUGGUGAUCCUCCUAGUAAAUUUUUUCGUACUGGUUUUACAUCAAGAUUAAAACUUAUUGAGCCAAAUGUUCUUGACAGUUGUCUUCGUACUUCUCAACUGCCAGAUACAAGGUCUUUGAGGGAUCGGUUGGAGCGUAAGUUGGUGGUUGAGGGCCUUGGUCUGUCGGUUGACUGUACUAAUGUGUUAAAUCAUGGAUUGGAUGCAUUUCUAAGGAGGCUGAUAAAACCCUGUAUGGAUUUAGCUAGAGCAAGACACAGUUUUAAUAGGACGAGUCAAGGGGAUGGAAAGAUUUUCCCCAAUAUGAAAGGUUUGUGGCAAGUGGGUCAAGUGCAAACAUCGAAUGAGUCCUACUAUGCUUCUUUACUCGAUUUUCAGUCGGCAGUGGAAUUGAAUCAUAAAAUACUUGGAGGUGAUUGGCCUCUACUGCUUGAGAAGAUAUGCUCACAUUUAUCGGAAGAAUGAAAAGUGACCUGUGUAUGGUCUUAGUCCCUCUUUUGUGGUGAUUCCAGAGUUGAUGCAAAUUAAAGGAUCCUGUGAGCUUUCAAUACUGUUGAUGCAAUAAUAUGCAAUUAUUGUUAUCUGAAGAAUUUAUAAUGAAAAGGCCUUUUUCAGUUUCAAGACAUUUAAACUUACACACCAAGCAUCUUCCAACAUAUGACAUAGAGAACAAGACACACUUCCUUCUUGAUAGGUUCGGUCAAUUCUCAAGGUGCUGAUUUCUUGUGAUGGAUCCAUGUCCUAGUUAUUAAAUGUAAAAAUUUCAAAUUUGCAACUUUGCAUCUUAAAGAAAUUAUAAGUUCAUAGUCAUUUUUGAAUAUUUGGUUUGUGCUCGUAAAAGAGGUAUUAGUUCUCCACCCUGUUGUGUCUUUUUUACUACCAUGUCAAUGAUCUCUUUUCUCGACAAUCAACAUCAUAGAAGUGGGAUACAAUUCAUUAUCCUUUUAUGCUUUAUCAGAAUCUUAGUUGCUUAUGGUUUCUUAUUGUACCUUCAAUUCGUAUUUAAUUCUAAAAUCUCAUACUGCCAAAGCUAUAUAUUUGCCCCAUUUAACAAUAGCAUGUCUAGAUAUCAUCAUUGCUUUAAGCAUUAAAUUUGAUUCAAAUAAUCUUGGAUACAGAUAUCAGAAAACUUUACAACAUAUUAUGGAUGGAUCAAUCUGCCUAAUCUUGAAGAUAUAGGAAAUGAUACGGAAUGAAAUCAAUAACAGACCUUUGUAUCUAUCAAGAGUAUUAAUAAAUGUAGUUUUAACACACCACCAGUUAACCCGAUGGUAAUGUACCCAAGCCUUUUACCUUAGGUCGAGGAUUUGAAUCCUUUCUAUAUGGCACCUUGUGCAUCUGCUAUUCCUUGCUGUGGUGCCUUAGUGCUUUGUGUGUUAGUUACUCUUUGCCCUAUGUGACAAAUUUUCUUCUCCGAUGUGGGGCUUGAUGCCAAGGAAUGAAAUGCAUUAUGCAGGCAAUUGAGUGACCACAAAAUGCAUUUGCCCUAUGCGUAUCUGGGAUCCAUUAAGAAAACAUAAAAAAAUAUAAUUUAGAUUAGAAAAAUCUAACAUAAACCCUAUGUUCAUUCCCUAUUCAGUUGCAGACUCCUCUAAUCUCUAAAUUUAACUUGCCAUCUCAUGUUUUUAGUUCACGAGACUCAUGUCAUAUUAAACAUAUCAUGAGUCAUGCGGUCGAGCAAUAUAUCUUACCACAAUGAGGGAACCAAUUGAUAAACUUUGUUAUUCUGACCAUGCUACUAAGGAUUGUGAAUCAUGGAUAACGUUUGCAUGUGGAUCAUGGUGCAUUUUACUGAAGUCUUUGAGGUACUACGAUCAACUUCCUAUGUAUAGAAUAAUGAUGGUUAGAGAUGACCCAGUGAUGGACUUGUUCUGUUUGAUUGAACCAGCUGGACCAAUAGGCUCAGCCCAUUAAGUUGAGCAAUUAAGCGGCACAUGCUCCCGUGUUACAUACGUGUGGACCGAAUACAUGUUCAUACUCAGGCACACUGCAUAUUUGUAAUGUGGACACAUAAUCGGGUGCACCGACUGCGUUAUAGAACUAUAAUUUAAGGAACCAUCAAAUACAUGCCCAAGAAGGCUACAACGAGUAUCUAUAUCUAACAUGUUCUCCAUAGGGUUAGGCAAGCAUUUUGAACUAUCUAUACUAAGCAUUCUAGCUUGGCUAUGUAACCCAUAAAGUUAUGAAGAUGCAGAAGAUUAAACAUAUCCUUUUUUAGGGUAGUAAAGUAUAAUUUUAGGAUCUCUUAAUCUAAGUUACAGUAUUUUCUAUAGUUGUCAAAUGUGUGGAAAGCUUAUUACUCCUUUAAUAAAAUUUUCAUCAUAUCACAUUAUGUAAAAGUAAGUAAACUGAAUGGAGUUUCUGGUCGCUAAGAGAUGUCUAGAAAAUAUCCCUGUCAGUACUUAUAAGUGGAAGCAUAUCAUGUUAUUAUUUAAUGGCCAUAAUAAUUUCCUACUUGCCUCCAGAGGUCAUCUGUUUUCUUGGAUCUCUUUAUUCUUUAUAUGCAGUCUCUGUUGGUUAAGAUAAGCUGGCUAAUGAUGAAUGUUGAAUAUUAUAAUUGGCUUGGGUUCUUAGGAUAUCAUAGUUGCAAAUAUGGUGCUUGUCAAAGAGCUUUGUUCUAGCCAAAUCGUUGUCUUCUGUAAAUUUGAGCAAAAUCUUUGACAUAUAUACUUGAUAAGCUAGUAGUUGCUGUAUUGUUAGAAAACACCAAAGCGUUAUACCUAAGAUGGGAUAACCAUGUGAUGGCUCUCAUUAUGAAUUGGUAAUUGGACUUUGAAAAGAUUAGGAGCAUUGCUACUGACAACUAACAUAAAAAAAUUUUUGAAGGUCAUGCUUUCGAUUUUUGUCUACUACUGCAUUCCUGAUGGCUAAAUUUAUGGGAAACCUACCACUGUUAGAAGCUUGUUUUAUUCAAUUCCCUAGGUUGUUCAUAUUGCUGGUUUGUGUGCUUCGUAAAACGCAGUGCUUUCUCAUGUUGUUAGUGGUUACACAAUAGGCAUAUGCAUUAUUGGGACACAAUUCACCGAUUAAUCCUUCUAUAUUAUCAGCCAACAUAUAUACGAAAUUAAAGAGAACACGUAGACAUGAUACUUCAAUGGCAAGACUAAUUGUUAUUUAAAUUGUCAAGUAACAUUGAUUUUUAGUAACAUGUUCUGUUAAUAUUAGUAGCUUCAUGUGUUCACUACAGGAAAAUGACAGUGAGUAGUAAUGAAUGCCAAUGGUGACCAUCCCUGUUACUGGGAACUUCAGUAAAUGAAAAUUUAAUGACUGGUUUUAGUCAAUUAAAAAAUUGUUAUAUACAUACAUAUACAUCUGUAUGUGAAGUGCUCUCCAACCUUGUAUGUGAUAGCAUGCAACUGAUUGUAGCUGAGGCUGCAAGAGAGGUGGAAGACGAAGGGCACCCAGAGGUGCAGGUAGCUUCAUAUGCUAUGCAAUUGUACUACCUUAGCUAAUUGGAAGAGCUGCAGAAUACAUUCUGUCACUCGUUAGAUUCUCAGAAUUUUUUUUGCUUUCUUUUAUUUUGGUAAUAUUGGUGACUAAUUAAUGAAGUUUUCCAUUUUCCAGAGAAAAGAGAAACAAAAACAAAGAGGUUGAUUCACCAUGGUGUUGCCAAUAAGAAUGUUGAUUGCACAAUCCACCUGCACGUUCCAGUUGGCUCAAGCAUUGCUUCCUCAACCUUUUUUCAUCAAUACUAACAAAAGCGGCAAUGUUUCCCUGUAUCGAAUCCUUGUGGAUUGUUAUUGCACAAAUUAUUCACACUCAUUUCUUUCCCAACUUGUAGUAGUUUCCAAGACACGUUUCAAUGCUUCAUUUGCUGUGGACUUGUCAAUGAGAGAAUUGAAGCUGUAAAAAUUGGCAAGGAAAAGUUUGUCGAUCAUGUAUGUAUGUAUCUUGAUACUUACAGAGACGGCCACAAGCUAUUUUUGUUGUUCUAA
Musa acuminata subsp. malaccensis (wild Malaysian banana) is the source of this 4565-nucleotide messenger RNA. Lineage: Eukaryota; Viridiplantae; Streptophyta; Magnoliopsida; Zingiberales; Musaceae. The record is from RefSeq and is a predicted model, not a curated record.